Molecule: messenger RNA, 543 nt
Organism: Rotaria sp. Silwood1
Lineage: Eukaryota; Metazoa; Rotifera; Eurotatoria; Philodinida; Philodinidae
Source: the annotation of a GenBank genome assembly
AUGCGAAAAGGAUCCGGUGUAUCGAUUCCUCUUGAAAAAUAUAAAAAAACACAAUCUCAGUUGACAUGGCUGAAUCAGGUCAAGGCAGUUGCAGCUAUUGACGCGAAAGAUAAAAACAAAAUCAAGGAUGCAUGGAUUUUAACAACCGGCCUUAAUAAUGGAGUAUCGAAACUUGUCGGCGAAGGUAUAUCCCAGUAUCGACUAUUGAGACGACAUCCCAAAGAUGUUGUUUGUAUCGGUUUAACAAUGUGGGGUAGUAUUAAUGAGAAAACUCGAAUUGAUUUAAAGAAAGCUAGUCAGACUGGUUCAUCAGAUGAAGCAUGCAAAUGGCAGAUUCGGGAUGAUGUACAAGAAGACAAAGAAACACUCGAUCCACAUCAUACCCAUUGCAUUCUAUUCGAUAGUGGAAGUCUCAGUGGAUAUCUCAGUGAUUUUCAACGAAGUAGCUUUGUCCAGCACGUUUGUGACGAUAAAAAUAGUCAUGCAUGUAAAGGAGGCAUUUUCGAUAAUAUGAAUUUUCAACAAAGAUUAAUUGAACUCUAA